AUGUCCGCGGUGCCAGAAGCCGCAGGGGCAGGAGCCGCCGCGGGAGGCGGAUCCGUUCUUUCCCCGUUGGUCGUCGUCUCUUUGGCCACCGUCGUGACUUUGGGGGCUGGAGUCGGCGUCCUCGGCGCGUUUCUCUUCGUCAUUUCUCAACCAGAUGCGGCUGCAAUCAACAAUGAAGGUUCUUGGAUGAAAGUCGAGCUUUUUCAAGUCAAUGUUCAGUGGAGUCGUGGAAGAAGGCGAACAUUUCGCUGGAAGAGAAUACGACCACAGUUUUGGUGGAGACCUCGACAAUAACCUUCAGUAGUACCGUUGGUACCAAUUAUACUAAUGGUAUGUUGGUUUAUGAGCAGUAGAAAAGAAUUUAGAAAGCUUUUUCUUACAGAAAGUCGUAGAACAAGUUUUUUUUUUCUUUUCUUAUGGAAGUGAUGUUUUUCACACUUACUAGUUAGUAAAGAGCGUUAAAAACUGGUUCUGUUACCUCAAACCUCAAUUUUUGUUGCCGGUUUACUUUUUUAGGCUUCGGCUAUAGAAUUAUACUGUUCUAAUCAGUUCCUAUUUCAGCUUCAACUGCGGCAAAUGGACCAGCUCAAGCUUCUUCUUCUUCUACUGUUGCCCCUGGUCCAGUUCCUGGUCCAUUCCCUGGUCCAUCGCCCGGUCCAGCUCAAGCUUCUUCUUCUUCAACUGUCCCUUCUACACCAGCUCGUUCAACAACUGUCACAUCUGGUCCAUCUUCUACACCGACUUCUUCGAAGGCUCCGAAACCAGCUGCAACUUCGUCUUCAACGGCGGCACCUCUCCCAUUUCCGAGUCCGUCUUCAACGGCAGCACCUGAUCCAGCUCAGAGUACGACUCUUAGCACAGUUCCAAAACCAGCACAAAUUCCGACUUCUACUAAAGUUUCGAAGCCUGGUCCCGCUCAAAGCCCGUCUUCUACUGAGACUUCAAAACCUGAUACAGCCCAAAGUUCGACUUCUACUGAAGCUCGAACUCAGCCUUCAACUGCGGCACCUGCUCCAGCUCAGAAACCGACAAAGACUCCGAAACCUGGCCCUGUUCAAGAUCCGACUUCUACUAAAGCUCCACAGCCUGGCCCAGUUCAAAGUCCGACUUCUACUAAGGCUCCAAAGCCUGCUCCAACUCAGCCUCCAACUGCGGCACCUGCUUCAACUCCAAAACCUGCUCCAACUGCGGCUCCUAUUUCAACUCAGAAACCGACAAAAGCUCCAAAUCCUGCUCCACCUCGGCCUCCACCAUCGGCACCUGGUCCUGCUCCAAACCCAAUUCAGCCUCCAACUGCGGCACCUGCUCCAGUUCAGAAUCCGACAAAAGCUCCAAAGCCUGCUCCCCCUCAGCUUCCACCAGUGGUACCUGGUCCUGCUCCAAACCCGACGAAGGGUCCAAAACCAGCUCAGGCGCCAACUGCGGCUCCUGGUGCAGCGCAAAAUCAAGCUCCAACAGCGGCUCCAAUUGAGAAGUUGGUGCACAUUUUAUCUUCAUUAGGCAUCUGAGCUUUUAGUUGUCCUUUAAGUGAUUUUGAGGCAUCUUCGAAGGAAAUGUCAAAAAAAAAGCUUUCAUGACUUUUAAUAUUCCAGGGACCCCACAAAGAAGACAACGAUUGCCUCGAAAAAACCAAAGCUACCUUAG
Molecule: messenger RNA, 1644 nt
Organism: Caenorhabditis auriculariae
Lineage: Eukaryota; Metazoa; Nematoda; Chromadorea; Rhabditida; Rhabditidae
Source: the annotation of a GenBank genome assembly